Messenger RNA from Prunus armeniaca (apricot), 1443 nucleotides. Lineage: Eukaryota; Viridiplantae; Streptophyta; Magnoliopsida; Rosales; Rosaceae. The record is from the annotation of a GenBank genome assembly.
AUGGAAGCAUCGCCCGGAAAUACUAGUCCAACCAGUGGAGGCAACACUGGGAAUAAUAGCAACAGCACGACGUCGUUUGGGUCUAUGCAAUUCCCUGCCCUCCGUUUCUUCCAGUCUCCGCUCUCCUUCGUAUUAGAUUACUCCGGUAUACUUUCUCCGAGCUCUUCCCGCCACGAAGCUGACGCUCCGGUGGUCAACGCCGUAGUCGUUGCCGAUUCUCGCCCCCAUUCCCCUUCGGCCUGCACCUCCGGCUCUAGCAAUACCGGAGAGGUUUCAAUUCGCAUUAUCGGCGCCGGUGAACAGGAAGACCGCGGUAACGGUGCCGCAACUGUCCCGUUUCAUGGGGACGGAAAUGGUGGAUCGCUAGGGCAUAGCGGUAGGGUUCAAUCGUUGGAUAAUCUGGCGGGUACAGCCAGUGGGGUUGGGUCAGGCGAGAGAGUCCCCUUGGUGCCUCCGUCUUCUCCAGAACAUGGGCGUGACGUUGGGGACACUGGGGAUGGUGUGGAUAAUAAUUCUAGGGAUUCUGCUUAUCAGAGAUAUGAUAUUCAACAGAUAGCCAGAUGGAUUGAGCAGGUUCUUCCGUUUUCGCUGCUCUUACUCGUUGUGUUCAUUCGUCAGCAUUUGCAAGGUUUCUUUGUCACUAUAUGGGUAUCAGCUGUCAUGUAUAGGUCAAAUGAUGUUGUUCGGAAGCAAACAGCUCUAAAGGGAGAUAGGAAAAUUCCAGUUCUUCUAAGUAUUGCUGCUGCUUUUAUGCUUCAUGUAGUUGGUGUUUACUGGUGGUAUCGAAGUGAUGAUCUUUUAUACCCAUUGGCAAUGCUUCCUCCGAAAGCCAUACCACCUUUCUGGCAUGCGAUAUUCAUCAUUUUGGUCAAUGAUACCAUGGUGAGGCAGGCAACGAUGGCUCUCAAGUGUUUGUUGCUUAUAUACUACAAGAAUGGCAGAGGCCAUAAUUAUCGUCGGCAGGGUCAAAUAUUAACUGUGGUUGAGUAUACACUGCUGCUGUACCGUGCCUUGUUACCAGCACCUGUUUGGUACAGAUUCUUCCUGAACAAAGAUAAUGGGAGCCUCUUCUCGUCACUUACUACAGGAUUGUAUUUAACUUUUAAGCUAACAUCUGUCGUUGAGAAGGUCCAAUCCUUUUUUGCUUCAAUAAGGGCAUUAUCGCGGAAGGAUAUCCAUUAUGGGGCGUAUGCAACAUUGGAACAGCAGGGGACCUUUGUGCCAUUUGCCAGGAGAAGAUGCAUGCUCCGAUUCUGCUGCGCUGUAAACACAUUUUCUGUGAGGAUUGUGUCUCAGAAUGAAAAGGCCACCGCCCUUGAACAAAAUCUUGCCUCUGGCAAGUUUUGCUUUGGUCCAACUAUCUGUAUCCCCAUGUAUUGGCCAGAAGCAUUGGUGCUAGAUCAACUGCUUGCCACUAUUGUGGAUUUCAUGCUGCUUAAUUGA